Carassius auratus (goldfish) is the source of this 3744-nucleotide messenger RNA. RefSeq names its product ras-related protein Rab-22A-like. Lineage: Eukaryota; Metazoa; Chordata; Actinopteri; Cypriniformes; Cyprinidae. Bases 286 to 876 code for a protein of 196 amino acids. The transcript has 7 exons. The record is from RefSeq and is a predicted model, not a curated record. Gene Ontology annotation, molecular function: GTPase activity; GTP binding.
UCGUCAAUCGGAGUUCAAGAUGGCGAUCAGCGAGCUGCUAAUAUCGCAACUUAUCGAUCAUUAAUAUAGCAUCUAAGUCAUCAUACUAUUAUAAACCAUACGCGUUAUGUCAGUAUUUCAAAUCAGCUUCUUAUACCGUCCUAAAGCAGUGGAUAUCCGACACUAGUGUCUAGAGAAAGAUUGUGUUUGUUGUUUUUUAGCUUACGUCAAAUAGAAAUAGUUGCUGAUCAGCUUUAUGAAACUGUUUGGAAUGAUUGGGAAGUUUUCAUUAGUUUGGAGGUCAACAUGUCGCUAAGAGAGUUAAAAGUAUGCCUUCUUGGGGAUACAGGGGUUGGAAAGUCAAGUAUCGUAUGGAGAUUUGUGGAGGAUAAUUUUGAUCCCAACAUUAAUCCCACAAUUGGAGCAUCAUUUAUGACGAAGACUGUGCAGUACCAAAACGAGCUUCACAAAUUCCUCAUUUGGGACACAGCGGGACAAGAAAGGUUUCGUGCCCUGGCUCCCAUGUACUACAGAGGCUCUGCUGCGGCUAUCAUUGUGUAUGACAUCACUAAAGAGGAAUCAUUCCAGACGUUGAAGAAUUGGGUGAAGGAGCUUCGCCAGCACGGACCACCCAACAUAGUGGUGGCUAUCGCUGGCAACAAAUGCGAUCUCUCCGAUGCCAGAGAGGUGUCAGAGAAGGAUGCCAAGGACUACGCUGACUCCAUUCAUGCCAUAUUUGUAGAAACCAGUGCCAAAAAUGCCAUUAACAUCAAUGAGAUCUUCAUUCAGAUAAGUCAAAGGAUCCCAGGUAUAGACGCGGGUGGCGGGUCUGCAGUCAAGGGCUUCAAACUUCGUGGCCAGCCAUCAGAGUCGACCAGGGAACGCAAUUGCUGUUGAUGUAGCCGUAAACAAUUUGGCCAGAUCCUCUCCAGCCGCUUGUUUUAUUUUCGAUUAGUAACCAAGCAGAUGACGAAUGUGAUGUCAUAGGGGAAGUUACGUAACUUCCUUUUGGAGCCAAAAACAAAGUUCAGUUAAGAAUCGAAUUAGAUAUAUACAGCAGUAUGAAUCCUGAUGCAAUUCCUAGAGAAAGGAAGUCGUUGUACCUUAUCUUGCCUGUCUUCAGCCCCCCGUUCAAAUGUCUUUGGGGAUCCAUUUCUGUUGUAGAUCACUGCUCAGAAACAGACAGCAACUAAAAACACCUGCUUAACAGAUCAGAUACUGUCCUGUCUUGCUCUCUUUCUCUCUCGUUCAUUCUCAUCCCUGUGCACCAACCACUGCAAAACUAUAUGACGAUUCCAGGUGAAGCUGUUGUCUGUCCAUCUGUACAUUUUCAGAUUUUCAGCAAUCCUAAUGCAAGCAACACGGCGUUCUUGUCUCACUAUUUGCAGAUUUUUAGUGUGUUUGAUAAAAAAUUUUUUUUUUAAAUUCAGGUCUCACUUCAGUCAGGUCAAGUGGAAAAAAAUAGGAAAUUAUAUUUAGCAAAAAGUGAAGGUAAAGUCCAUUCUUAUGACUAUUAAGAUGUUUUUCAUUUUGUAAAAGUAUAAAAUUAAUUUCAACUCUAAAACAGUACCUAAUAUAGCUGUAUUGCAUUAAUGAUGAAUGCAGAAACACAUUAUAAAAGUGUGCUUAAUUGUCCUAAAAGUAAUGUAACAAAAUGCUCUUAAAAAUAAUCCUCAUUAUCGCUCCUUUUUAUUGUGAUUAUGAGGGUAAAAUGACAUGGACAUGUUUUCAGUGACAUUUACUCAAACACAGAUUUACUAUUAUAAAUAUCAAAAUAUGUUUGUAUUUCUGUUACACAGGACCAGACAUGAGGUCGUGAGCACUUCUGUCUUUCCUAUAUUUUGUAUAUGAAAAAAAAAUAUAUAAUCAUUGGUAGUACUAAAAAUAUAAAUAAAGAUUUAGCAAGAGAUGUCUGAGCCUUGGCCAGAAGCCCUAUUUUGAGAUUAGUUUAUUAAAUAAUAUAUGAAGAAUGUGCCAAAUCUUUUUUGUGACAUAGAGUUGCAGAUCAAUAGGUCGGUCAGCGUGUUUGAGUUCAGCAAAACCUUCUGCUUAUCAGUUUGCAAGUCAAGAUAACAGUAGUAACACAUUCUUUGCUCGAAUAAGCCACAUACUGGGUUGCCAGAUUCUUAGCUACAGAUCCAGCCUGUUCUUGGAUUAACAAACAGUUAGAAUGGACUCUUAUGUUUGACGAUAAAUGUCCGUUGUUACCACUUGCAGUGCAUUAUCGUGGCAUUAGAGAAGUUCAACGCUCUUGAUUUAAAGCUAAAGUUGUCCAGUCUUCUAGAAUGCUGACAAGAAUAGCAGAUUCAAAGUGUUAGAUUUGAUAACUUUUCCAACUGUUCACAUGUUUUUCAUUUCAGAAAUUUAAUGUUAGUGGGAAGGAGCCAUUGCUGGAAUUCUGUUACACGAAGUGGUGCAAUUUAGGCGUUUGUCCAAGACUUCGUGAAGUGUGCAUUAUGUCCGAAAAACGUUGCAUUUUAACCAUUUGUGUUAGUUGGCAGUUGUUUGCUUCAGAUCCCUUGCCGUUCCAUUUUGUGACAUUUUACUGGAUUGAAUGAUUUUAUGACAUUUUGCUGGAUUGAGUGAUUUUGUGAGGACCUGCCAAAUGGCCUAAUUGUCUCAUAAACAUUUUUCAUCUUUCUCAUUCUUUCACUGGCCUGCACAUCCAACAUGCUUUUAUUAUCUGGACAGGGAUAAAAAAGGAGCAUAUCUGGAACCUAGUUUAAAGAGACUAUGCUAUACCAAAUAUUCUGCUUUGAUUUUUUUCCUCUAACUCAUUUUUGAGCCUAAAUGUUUUCUUUAGAGCUCUACUGUCCGUUUUGUUGAAGAAAUACACUUAAUUUGGGAGAAAAAGUCUUAAGAAUUGCAGAAAACACCUGAGAAACUAGCAUUUAAAUGAUUUGGAGUAAUGUACACACUAUUCAUUCAAAACCCUUAAGAUAAUGUGGUUGAGUUGCUCUUUUUGUAUACAUCAUGUAGAAUUUACAUUGAGGUUUAUUCAACCAAAAUGUAACAUUAUCUUUUACAGUUUGUCAUAUAUGUGAAUAUAGAAUACAUACAUUAUGAUUUCUUAACUGCAUAUACCCACAAUGUCAGUUUUAAGGGUAAAAUGUGCUUAAAAUGUGUUUCAUCUACUUGUACAUCAGUAUAAAAUGACAUCAUCUCUGUUGUUUUUAAAAAUAAGUAUGUGGCUUGUGUAAUUUGUCUUAUGAUGGUACUUUAAAAGUAUGUCAUAUAUUAUCACAUAUGCUUUUGACACAUGAAAUUGGCAAUAUAGGAGUGUUUAGUGAAUCAGAAUGUAUAUUAUGGGCAUCGUCAAAGUCUUGCGUUUCUUUUGCCGUGAUUUAUCCUGUAAUUUUAUAUGCAGUGAUGCCAAUUCAACAUAAUGUUUUCAGGAAUUCACAAGUGCAAUAAUAAUACUUUUCCCCUCCAAAAUGUGUGCUGUCAGUAAUAAUAGCUGAGAGAUUUAUAGACUUAUUACAGUAAUUGUACUUAAUCCAUGAAUUUUAACACAACAAUAUUUUCCUUUAGAAGACAGUGCUUGUUAAAUGGAAAAAAGGGAUUACUUGGAACAAUACUUAGGGGAUAAAAUUGUUUUUUAUUUUUCAGAAUUGAUAUGUGGCUUUCGCCCUUGUUGAAACAACUUGGAAAAAUAACAGUCCUAAGCCAUUUCUAUUGAUGUUUACACAGAGAAUAACAUUCAAAUUGAUUCUUCCAGUGUCUGUAAUAUACCGUACUGCGAAGUAAAAGUAUCUUUCACUCAAA